Molecule: messenger RNA, 618 nt
Organism: Oncorhynchus gorbuscha (pink salmon)
Lineage: Eukaryota; Metazoa; Chordata; Actinopteri; Salmoniformes; Salmonidae
Product: ferritin, middle subunit-like
Exons: 3
Coding region: 208-603 (131 amino acids)
Biological process (GO): iron ion transport; intracellular iron ion homeostasis
Cellular component (GO): cytoplasm
Molecular function (GO): ferric iron binding; ferrous iron binding
Source: RefSeq, a predicted model, not a curated record
AGAGCGAACAAGGCUCCUUCCAAUUCACAACUCUGGGAAGACGCAUGAAGAACUUCUUGCUUCAACAGUGAUUGAACGGAACUCUUCUGCUCGCCUCCCGCGCAAUAUAACAUUCCGGAUUGAUAACGUAAUAACUACGUGAACUGUCUUAGUAAAAUAAUCUAAGAAUCUCUAGAUUUGUACCGUUAAUUUUGAUAUAAAGUGAAAAUGGAGUCUCAGGUCCGCCAGAACUAUCACCACGAUUGCGAAGUUGCAAUCAACCGGAUGAUCAACAUGGAGAUGUUUGCCUCUUAUACUUACACUUCAAUGGCUUUCUAUUUCUCCCGUGACGAUGUGGCUCUGCCUGGCUUCGCGCAUUUCUUCAAGGAGAACAGCGACGAGGAGCGGGAGCACGCCGACAAGCAACUCUCCUUCCAGAUCAAGAGAGGUGGACGCAUUUUACUCCAGGACAUCAAGAAACCAGAACGUGAUGAGUGGGGCAAUGGGCUGGAGGCCAUGCAGUGUGCUCUGCAGUUGGAGAAGAAUGUGAACCAGGCCCUGCUGGACCUGCACAAGAUUGCCUCUGACAAGGUUGACCCCCAUGUAAGUAAUAUCAUUACAUAGAAUACAGGUACUGUC